Molecule: messenger RNA, 2056 nt
Organism: Thrips palmi
Lineage: Eukaryota; Metazoa; Arthropoda; Insecta; Thysanoptera; Thripidae
Gene: Dbp80
Product: DEAD-box helicase Dbp80
Exons: 9
Coding region: 109-1545 (478 amino acids)
Biological process (GO): poly(A)+ mRNA export from nucleus
Cellular component (GO): cytoplasmic stress granule; nucleus
Molecular function (GO): RNA helicase activity; RNA binding; ATP binding
Source: RefSeq, a predicted model, not a curated record
UACUUUCCAGUUCCAGCACUGCACAUCUAGGAGGCGGUAGGCGGUUCAUCUUGAGAAGUAGCCGGUGGCGUGCCGAAUUUAUUCUUCCAUAGCACAUUUCGGACGAAAAUGGCUUCAAAUUGGGCCAAAAGUGCGGAAGAGCAGGAAAAGCUGGUCAAGAAGCUUAGCACAACAGAUAUAACUCCACCGAACGAUUCCGAGGCCAGCCGAAAGCCACAGCCCGCAGGCACAGGGGAUACCCAAACUGACGAUGAAGCCGUGACACCUGCCGAGCGGUCUUUGCUCCAAAAAAUUAUCCGUAAAGGCCUUGUUGAAAACAAAAAUGACAUCGAAAUUCAACGAAAGGACCCGACUUCGCCCCUCUACUCCGUCAAGAGCUUUGAAGCCUUGCACCUGAAACCGAACUUGCUGAAGGGAGUUUUCACUAUGGGCUUCAAUGCCCCUUCUAAAAUUCAGGAGUCUGCCCUACCUCUGCUUCUAGCGGAUCCCCCUCAGAACAUGAUUGCUCAGUCUCAAUCAGGUACAGGCAAAACAGCUGCGUUUGUUCUUGCAAUGUUAAGUCGUGUUGACCCCAGCAAGAACUAUACUCAGGCAUUAUGUUUGUCUCCAACUUACGAGCUAGCCAUUCAGACAGGAGAGGUUGCUGCCAAGAUGGCACAAUUUUGUCCUGAAAUUAAGAUUCGGUAUGCUGUUCGAGGAGAGGAAGUUCCCAGAGGGACAAAACUCACAGAGCACAUCAUUAUUGGAACUCCUGGAAAGGUGGUUGAUUGGGCCAUAAAAUUCCGCUUUUUUGACUUGAGCAAGAUCUCUGUGUUUGUGCUGGAUGAGGCUGAUGUGAUGAUAGCAACUCAAGGUCAUCAAGAUCAGAGUUUCCGAAUUCACAAAGCGCUCUCCAGAUCAUGCCAAAUGAUGUUCUUCUCUGCUACUUAUGAGCAUGAUGUGAUGGAGUUUGCUGAAGCAAUUGUAAACAAUCCAGUAGUCAUAAGAUUAAAGCGUGAGGAGGAAAGUUUGGAUAAUAUUAAACAGUACUAUGUCAAAUGCCGAAAUCAGGACGACAAGUACUUAGCCAUUUCAAACAUUUAUGGAGUAGUAACAAUAGGCCAGGCUAUGAUUUUCUGCCAUACCAGGAAAACUGCUCAAUGGCUUGUGGAGAAAAUGACAAAAGAUGGUCAUGCAGUUGCCCUGCUUUCUGGGGACCUCACAGUAGAGCAGAGAAUAGCCGUGUUGGAUAGAUUUAGAGAAGGCAAAGAAAAAGUUCUUAUCACUACAAAUGUUCUUUCAAGAGGUAUUGAUGUUGAACAAGUUACUAUUGUUGUCAACUUUGAUCUACCUAUUGACCUCAAUCGAAAAGCCGAUUGUGAAACCUACCUCCACAGAAUUGGGCGCACUGGUCGGUUUGGCAAAGCUGGUCUAGCCAUAAACUUAAUUGAUAACUCUGAAAGUAUGACCGUUCUUAAGCAAAUUGAAGAUCACUUUGGGAAACCAAUUCACCUUCUGGAUGCAGCUGAUGUCGACGAGAUUGAAAAGUUGGCUUCUGCUGAUUAAUGCAACUGAAAGACAUUGUAACGCUACAUUUUCCUGAUUUUGUGUUUUUAUUUAUUUGGACUAUUAUUUCUAUGUCAAUUAUUAUUGGUCAUGUCUGGAGGGAAUUAUUGUGAGCUCAAUUUUUGUCUGUCAGUUAUCUUUUAUGUCUCAGUUUUCAAAUCCAGUGGUAUGCCUUCUUUGUUGCUUUUUGUUUCUGUAAUUGUUUUGCUUAAUUGUGACCACACAUACUUCUUGUUUCAUCGUAAAAAGUUAUCAUCUUUUCUAGACUUUACUGUCAUUUUGAGGCAGGUUUAAGAUAUUUUUUUGCCUUUUUGACUGCAUGCAAGUUCAAAUUAUGACUUUCACUGUUAAAAGAGUGAUCACCUAGAUCAAUUCUAUGUCACUAAUUUCAGUAUCCCCCAUCAGAGCCUAAGGAUGCAUUUGUUCAGAGUCUGCAUUCAAACAUGUUAUAUAUGUAAAUGGUUUCCUGCAGUUUAUAUAUUUUUUGUAUAAAGCAUUUCUAAACAACAAA